Molecule: messenger RNA, 2452 nt
Organism: Mugil cephalus (flathead mullet)
Lineage: Eukaryota; Metazoa; Chordata; Actinopteri; Mugiliformes; Mugilidae
Exons: 2
Coding region: 42-743 (233 amino acids)
Source: RefSeq, a predicted model, not a curated record
AGUUUCUUCGUCGGUUCUGUGUUUCAGUCGUAGAAGUAGCCAUGUCUCAAGUUCAUAGAUUUAGACAGUUCACCAAGGAGAGACUAGCUGCUACUGUUGAAGAAAUAUUUGGAGUCUUUGAAAAAAUUAUCGUCCAGUAUGAGGGAGAGAUUGAUCAUCAACGCAAAUUGCUGGAUUCCAUCCUAAAACCAGAGAUAAAGUUAGACAGAACAGACUUUCCACAACAAAAUGUCUGUAAGGAGGAUGAUGUUCUCACUAUGGAUGAGACGAACUCCAGUGUGGACCAGGAGGAAGCAGAGCCUCCACAGAUUAAAGAGGAACAGGAGGAGCUUUGCACCAGUCAAGAGGGAGAGCAGCUCGUACUGAAGGAGGAGCCUGACACCAUUAUGGUGACUCCAGGUUAUGAGGAAAGUAACCACAGUGAACCAGAACAAAGUGGUGACCAGCUCCUCUAUUACAAUUCUCCAGAGGAACAAGAUCAGGAAGGACGGCAGCACGUACAUCCAGAAUCAAGUAGAAAUGCAAAACUGAUGACAAAUAAGGGAUUUGUCUUUAACAAUAUAAAGAGCCGCACAAUUAUAGACAGUAACCUUGAUACUGGCACAGAAAAGAUUGAUGCUUUUCAAACUCUCCCAAAAGAUAUGUCUCCAGUGAAGCAAAAUCUCAAAAGUGGUGUGAAUCCAUAUUGUUGUAACAUUGUGGGAAAAAUUUCUAUUACAAUAGUGUUUUUACUAUCCACAUGAGAACUCGCACAGGUGAGAAACCUUAUUCUUGCGAAAUAUGUGGGAAAAGUUUCAGUCGAACGUAUGGUGUGAUUCGCCACAUGAGGACUCACACAGGCGAGAAACCAUAUUCUUGUGAAACAUGUGGGCAAUCCUUCAGUACUAGUGGUUCUUUGACUGUCCACAUGAGAACUCACACAGGCAAGAAUAGAUGUGGGAGAGGUUUCAGUAAAAGUAGCAAAUUGAAUGUCCAUAUGAGAAUUCACACAGAUGUCAAGCCAUAUUCUUGCAAAACCUUUGGUAAAUGUUUCCUUAAAAAUAGUCAUUUGACUGCCCACAUGAGAAAUCAUACAGGUGAGAAGACGUAACAUUGCAAUAUAUGUGAGAAAAGUUUCAGUGUUGCUCACUGCUUGAAAAGACAUUGUCCUGAAACAUCUGUGGAGAAAUAUUGUGAAGAAUUCAUAUACAGCAAAUAACAUGUCGGUUAUUCAUAUUUAAAGUGCAUUUAGACUGUGUUUCUGCAGUAUGAAUUUACUGCCUGUCUAAUACAAUAUUUUUUUAACUGUCAGAUUUGUCAAUGAAUUUUAACCUGUUGGUCAUGAAUCGUGAAUUCAAGUGUGUUGUAUUUUUAUUUUAAGUAAUAUUGGAUUUUGAAAAGUGUCAUCUUUGAAGACUUUAGAGAUGUACACUCCAAAGUUUAGCUUAUAUUUGUUUUACUUGUUGUCUUGAAAUGUUUAGGAAUUGCAUCAACUUUUUCUUUCUUGCGUUAGAGGCGACACUAGCAAACUGUAAAAGUGUACAACAUGUUGUUCAAGACAUUGUAUAAAAAAAAGGGGUCAAGAAGAAAAGAAGUCCACAGUUUAACCAGAGAUAACAGAUGAGUCCAAAGUCCAGAGCUAGUUUUGAAAGAGCUGUAUAAGAAGCCUUCUCUCAAUAGAUGGCGUAGACUGAGACCUCACUUAUGCUGGGAAAGAAGUUUGCAAGUGUACAUAGUGGAAAACCCCUUACAUGAUAUCCACAGAUGAAGAAAAGAGGGGAUUCUAAAUGAAAACGGGGAUGUGCACUCUAAAAAAGAAAACGAAGAAGGUGUCAUGGAUGCUGAAAUCAGUAUGAACGAAUUAGUGAUGGUAUCAAAUGGAAUGAAAAAUACUGCUACAGGAUAAGAACAAUUGACCUGCAUGUUUUGGAAAUUGCCUGAAAAUAUGUUUCAAUUCUCCCUGAUUUGUAAUAACUUUUGUCAGUCUGUAAAAUUCAAGGUGUUUUUCACGGACUGCCCAGUUGGUACAACCGAAAACACAGCAUUAAUUCACUGUUUUCCAUGAUCUACUUCAGUCUGUGCGCUUUGUUUACCUUGCAGAGUGCCUUUAAGCACUCUCCUAGAAAGUCAUGUUUUAUGGUGUUUACCAGGAAGAAAGGGUUAUACAAUGACAAAAUAUGAAAAGGGUUAAUAACUUCAAAUAUCAUCACAUGAAAAUAGAGUUAUUAAUAAAGCAUUCAGGAUCUGUACUGGUGCAAUGUGAUGCAAUGCCAACUAAAGCAAUCCAGAUAGAGCUAGGAGAAGCACCUUCAGACCUGAGAUAAACUAAUGUUGACCCACUAUAGUUGACUUAAGGGAUGUGGCAAUGAAAACCCUGCCAAGUACAAUCCAUGGUUGUUGGGAAUGUAAUUCAUUUAAAGGCAUUGGCAUUGGAUGGUCAAUAAAAAGCAAAUCAGAAAAAUACAGACUAAAU